Messenger RNA from Brassica napus (rape), 1824 nucleotides. RefSeq lists its product as uncharacterized. NCBI's taxonomy places the organism in Eukaryota, Viridiplantae, Streptophyta, Magnoliopsida, Brassicales, Brassicaceae. The coding region runs from base 1 to 1824 and encodes 607 amino acids. The record is from RefSeq and is a predicted model, not a curated record. The transcript has 5 exons.
AUGUCUCAUAGAAAGGGUCUCCCACCAACGCAUAGAUAUAGGUCGAAGAAGGCUUGGUUUGAUGGACACGCUGAACACGGGAGAAAGUCUAGGAUACUAUCUGGUCAUGACAUUUCCAAUAACCUGAAGCACUUUGUUAACAACUUUGGGAAUUUUAGAGAAGGUAGAACGAAGAGGAAAAGAACAGUGAGUGUUGAAGAAGACUGUGAUAUUGAGGACGUUUCCAGUGAAUCUGAGGCAGAGGAAGAAGAUGAAGUUGAUGAGGAGGAGUUGUCAAGAUGGAAAAAAAGAUCAAUCUUCUUUCAACUUCCUUAUUGGGAGGAACUACCCGUGAGGCAUAAUUUGGACGUAAUGCACAUUGAGCGAAAUGUGGCAAAGAGCAUUGUCUCAACGUUACUUCACUGUGGGAAUUCGAAGGAUGGUCUCAAUACACGUAAGGAUCUGGAACAUCUUGGUAUUAGAAAGGAUCUGCACCCGAGGGCCAAAGGGAAAAGGACUUACCUACCAGCAGCACCUUGGUCUUUGUCGAAGAGUGAGAAGAAAGUAUUCUGCAAGCGACUUUCUGAUUUUAAAGGACCUGAUGGAUAUUGUUCAAACAUAUCUAGGGGUGUUUCAGUAGAAGAGUGUAAGGUAUCAGGUCUCAAAUCACAUGAUUAUCAUGUGCUGAUGCAACAGUUACUCCCGGUUGCAGUUAGAGGAUUAUUACCUAAAGGCCCGAGACUAGCAAUAUUACGGAUGUGUGCAUUCUUCAACCGGUUAUGCCAGCGAGUAAUAGAUGUAGAGCAGAUUUCAAAAAUGGAAGCAGAAGUUGUGGAAACUCUCUGUAUGUUUGAGAGAUUUUUUCCUCCAAGCUUCUUCGACAUAAUGGUUCAUUUGUUCAUCUUGGAAGGGAAGCUAAACUAUGUGGUCCAACACAUGAAGAUCCUGAAAGACUAUGUUAGAAACACUGCGAGGCCAGAGGGUUGUAUUGCUGAGUCCUAUCUUGCAGAAGAGUGCAUGCAGUUCUGCAAUGCGUUUCUUAAAAAGACAACCAAUGUGGAGGAGAAAUUAGAUAGGAAUGCUGACUAUGAGAGCCAGACAAUCCUAGAGGGACGUCCAAUAUCGGCACCAAAAUCAAUUAACCUCUCUGGAAUGGAGAAGAAAACAGCCCACCUUGCUGCAUGCAUCUACAAUUUCUACAAGACACAAAUGCAAGAUGUAGACGUGAUGCAACAUAUUUGUGGAAUAAAAGUGGAUUCUGAAACACAUGGAGAGACUCUAAAAUGGUUGGCAUAUGGUCCAUGUAGUACUGCAAGGUCAUAUACAGGCUACAUAGUGAACGGACAACGCUUUCACACACACUCAGUUCAGAGGAUGAGCCAAAACAGUGGAGUAUUUUAUGAGGCUACUGCAAUGUGUAGAGCGAGUGCAAAAGACACUUCACAAGUCGUCGAUUUGGUAUCAUACUAUGGGAGAGUUACAGAGAUUAUCUUGUUGGACUAUAAUGUCUUUUACGUCCCUCUAUUCAGGUGUCAAUGGGCAGUACGAGGAAACGGAGUUAAGGUGGAAGAUGGGUACACACUUGUUAACUUGAAUCAGUCUCAAGUUUCCUUUAAUAGGGAUCCAUACAUAUUAGCUUCUCAGGCAAAACAAGUGUUUAACUCAAGGGAGGAUGAUACAUCCUGCUGGUAUGUUGUCCUAAGAGGUCCAUCAAGAAGAUACAAUGAAACAGAAGAAGAAGAUGUCAACAUAGAUAUUGGACCAUUGCCAUCAAUCAUUGAUAUGGUUGUUGAAAUAGAUGAAGCUCACAAUGCCCGAGUUGAUUGUGAAGGCAUAUAUGUGUGA